Molecule: messenger RNA, 7248 nt
Organism: Bipolaris oryzae ATCC 44560
Lineage: Eukaryota; Fungi; Ascomycota; Dothideomycetes; Pleosporales; Pleosporaceae
Exons: 3
Coding region: 1-7248 (2415 amino acids)
Biological process (GO): TOR signaling; negative regulation of macroautophagy; protein phosphorylation
Cellular component (GO): TORC1 complex; nucleus; TORC2 complex
Molecular function (GO): protein-containing complex binding; protein serine/threonine kinase activity; protein binding
Source: RefSeq, a predicted model, not a curated record
AUGGCGCAGCAGAGUCCCCUUUCGUCCACGUUGGACCGCAUAGUCCACGAACUACGCUCGAAGAAUGACGAGACACGACAGCGAGCAGCAAACACGCUGCGGCAGACAGUCGAGUCGGCGCACCGAGAACUCGCGCCCAAUCUCUUUACCAAUUUCAACAACGAAGUUUACACCAGAAUCUCGGGCCUUAUUGUCACCGGCAGCGACUCGAACGAACGCAUCGGCGGCAUCCACGCGCUAAACGCCCUCAUCGAUUUCCGCGGCGACGAUGCGGGCCAGAAGACGACGCGGUUUGCCUCGUACCUGAGGGCGGUGAUGCGGGGGCAGGACAUUACAGCCAUGGUGGUAGCAGCCAAGGCUCUCGGACGCCUCGCAAAACCCGGUGGCACCCUCACAGCAGAGCUUGUCGAGGCAGAAGUCAAGGGUGCCCUCGAGUGGCUGCAGUUGGAACGCCUGGAGAAUCGGCGCUUCGCUGCUGUCCUCAUCCUGCGCGAGCUGGCUAAAAACUCGCCGACCCUCAUGUACCAAUGGAUUGCACAGAUUUUCGAGGUUAUCUGGGUGGCCCUACGCGACCCCAAGGUUCUCAUCAGAGAGUCUGCGGCCGAGGCCAUCAGUGCCUGCUUCGAGAUCAUAUCCCCGCGUGACUCGCAGAUGCGACAACUUUGGUUCGGCAAGGUCUAUGACGAAAUUCUGCGUGGCUUCACAAUCAACACCAACGAGGCCAUCCACGGUUCGCUGCUCACUAUGAAGGAGCUGCUUGACAAGAGUGCCAUGUUCAUGAACGACCAAAAAUACAAGGAGACGGUUGAGCAGGUGCUCAAGUACAGGGAGCAUCGUGAUGCUCUGGUGCGGAGGGAGGUGGUGCUCAUUAUCCCUAUUCUUGCUGCUUAUUCGCCUACCGAGUUUGCGACAAAGUACCUCCAUCAGUGCAUGCUCCACCUCCAAGGUCUGAUUAGGAAGGAUCGCGAUAGGGAUAAGGCAUUUGUAGCUAUUGGACAAAUUGCAAACGCCGUCGGAGUCGCCAUCUCACCGUACUUGGAAGGCAUUCUGGGUUUCAUCCAGGAAGGCCUCAUUGCAAAGGCACGGAACAAAAGCGUCAUAAAUGAAGCGCCGAUAUUCCAGUGUCUCAGUAUGAUUGCUGCGGCGGUCGGUCAGGCUCUUACCAAGUCUGUUGAGCGCUUGCUAGAUCCCAUCUUCUCUUGCGGGCUGAGCGAUUCUCUCUUUCAGGCUCUCGUCGACAUGGCUCACUACGUACCACCUUCACGGCCCAUGAUCCAGGAAAAGCUUUUGGAUCUCCUCAGCCAGAUUCUCGCUGGCCGGCACUUUUUACCUCUGGGUAGCCCUUACCAAGUCUCACAACCGCCACAGAUAUGGACACGCGAUCAUAAGGACCCACAGGCGAUUGCCCAAAGAGAAGCAGAGAUUGCAUUAGCACUGCACACACUGGGUAGUUUUGACUUCACAGGACACGUCUUGAACGAGUUUGUUCGCGAUGUUGCUAUUCGAUAUGUCGAAGCGGACAACCCAGAGAUUCGAAAGCGUGCUGCCCUGACCUGCUGUCAACUUUUUGUCAAAGAUCCCAUCGUCCACCAGACUAGCACUCACGCGACAAAAGUGGUUGGCGACAUCAUUGAGAAGCUUCUAACUGUCGGCGUAGGUGAUAUUGACUCAGAUAUCCGGUGGGACGUCCUCGUAGCAUUGGACGCCCGCUUCGAUCGUCACCUUGGUAAAGCUGACAAUGUCCGUACUCUCUUCCUCGCUCUGAACGACGAGGUAUUUGGCAUCCGAGAGGCUGCCAUGUCCAUCAUCGGUCGGUUGACAGCCGUCAAUCCUGCCUAUGUCUUUCCUUCGCUUCGCAAAGUCCUUCUGCAACUACUGACUGAAGUGAAUUACGCCAACAGUCCGCGCAGUAAAGAAGAAAGUGCCAAACUCAUUAGUAGUCUUGUUGGUGCCGCCGACAGUCUUAUCAAGCCACUGAUAGAUCCCAUUGUCGAAGUGUUGCUUCCAAAGUGCAAAGAUCCAAAUCCCGAGGUCGCUUCGACUACACUCAAAGCUAUUGGUGACCUUGCCACAGUCGGUGGCGAAGGAAUGAUCAAAUAUAUCAAAGACCUCAUGCCCGUCAUUCUGGACUUUAUGCAAGAUCAGACAUCGGACGCCAAACGCUUCUCUGCCCUGAAGGCGCUUGGACAACUGGCCACAAACGCUGGAUAUGUGAUUGAACCAUACCGAGAGUACCCGGAGCUUAUGAACAUCCUGAUGAACAUCGCCAAGACCGAACCUGAAGGUGAACUUAGAAGGGAAACCGUUCGGCUCAUGGGUACCCUCGGAGCACUAGAUCCGGAUGAGUACCAGAAAAUCAUGGAGCAAUCACCGGACACCCAUCUCAUAUUGGAAGCGCAAGCCAUCACUGAUGUUUCCCUCAUCAUGCAAGGUAUCACUCCUUCAAACGAAGAGUAUUACCCGACCAUUGUCAUUAGCACGCUCAUGGGACUGCUAAAGGAUCCCUCCCUAGUGCAGUAUCAUACUGCAAUUGUAGAGGCUGUCAUGAACAUUUACGCAACCAUGGGCCUAAAAUGCGUUCCUUUUCUCAACCAAGUCGUGCCUGGCUUCCUCCAUGUCAUCAGGUCGACGCCAGCUGGACGCUCAGAAGGUUACUUCAACCAGCUCAGUCAGCUAGUCCGUAUUGUGCGCCAGCAUAUUCGUCCCUACCUUCCCAGCAUUCUUUCAACCAUCAAAGAGUAUUGGAGCAGCAGUCCACAACUACAAGCCACCAUCUUGUCGCUGAUUGAGGCUAUUGCUCGCUCGCUGGAGGGCGAGUUCAAAGUCUACUUGGCCGAUGUGCUACCACUUAUGCUCAGUGUGCUCGACUCGGACCAGACUGGCAAGCGCCUACCUUCAGAAAGAGUACUACAUGCUUUUCUCAUCUUUGGCUCAAGUGCCGAAGAAUACAUGCAUCUCAUCAUUCCGGUCAUGGUCAAGAUGUUCGAUAAGCCCGGACAGCCUAUUCAGAUCCGAAGGCAUGCAAUUGAAACAUUGGGCCGGCUUUCCAAGCAGGUGAAUGUCUCUGAGUUUGCAGCCCGCAUCAUACAUCCCAUUUGCCGAGUACUUGCUGGCAGUGAGCCCACCCUAAAGCAAACCGCUCUUGAGACACUCUGUGCCCUGAUCUUCCAGCUCGGUCCAGACUACAUUCAUUUUGUGCCGACAGUCAGCAAAAUCUUGGUUGCGCACAAGGUACCUCAUGAGAACUAUGCCCGUAUCGUAUCGAAGCUGCAAAAAGGCGAACCACUGCCGCAGGAUCUUAGCCCAGACGAGCGAUACGGUGAGGAUGACGAAGACUUGAACCCCGCCGAGAUCCUUACCAAGAAGUUGGCAGUCAACCAACAGCAUUUGAAGCAAGCUUGGGAAGCCUCCAACAAGACCACCAAAGAAGAUUGGAUCGAAUGGAUGCGAAGAUUCAGUGUCGAGCUUCUCAGGGAGUCGCCUCAGCAAGCAUUACGUGCCUGCACACCUCUCGGAAGCGUGUACAACCCCAUCGCCAGGACACUGUUCAACUCGGCUUUCGUCUCAUGUUGGACGGAAUUGUACGAUCAAUAUCAGGAAGAACUUGUUCGAUCCAUCGAAACCGCACUCACAUCACCAAACAUCCCACCCGAGAUACUCCAGGUUUUGCUUAAUUUGGCAGAGUUUAUGGAGCACGACGAUAAAGCACUACCAAUCGAUGUCAGGAUACUUGGUAUGUAUGCUGGAAAAUGCCAUGCUUUUGCCAAAGCACUGCACUACAAGGAGCUCGAAUUCAACGCGGAGCAGAAUUCCAGCGCUGUGGAAGCCCUUAUUAGCAUCAACAACCAACUCCAACAGACCGACGCAGCUUUUGGUAUUUUACGUAAGGCACAAAACUACCACGACGUCGAGCUCAAGGAGACUUGGUUCGAGAAAUUGCAGAAAUGGGAUGAGGCACUUGCUGCUUACCAGAGACGUGAGCUUGAAGAGCCCGACUCUUUCGAUGUGACCAUGGGCAAGAUGCGAUGCUUGCACGCUCUGGGCGAGUGGGAUCUUCUUUCCAGUCUGUCCAAGGAGAAGUGGGCCAAUGCUUCGCAGGAGUAUCGCAAGGCGAUAGCACCGCUCGCUGCGACAGCUGCGUGGGGUCUGGGCAAGUUUGCGGACAUGGACAACUACCUUGGCGUCAUGAAGGAGCAGUCGCCUGACCGCGCUUUCUUUGCUUCUAUUCUCAACAUCCACAACAACCGAUUCGAAAUUGCCGUUGAUGAAAUUGCCAAGGCUCGAAAAGGUCUGGACACGGAGCUCAGCUCGCUACUGGGAGAGUCGUACCAGCGAGCUUAUUUGCCAAUGAUUCGUGUGCAGAUGCUUGCGGAGCUUGAGGAAAUCAUGCAAUACAAACAGAACGAGGGCAACCUUGAGAAGCAGAAGAGUAUGCGCAAGACCUGGAUGAAGCGACUUAGGGGAUUGCAGCCAAAUCCAGAAGUCUGGCAGCGUAUGAUCAAGGUGCGCCAGCUUGUCAUCUCACCGCAAGAAGGCACCGACAUGUGGAUCAAAUACACCAAUCUGUGCAGGAAGAGCAACAGAAUGAACCUCGCAAACAAGGCUCUCCAGAAGUUGCUUGAUAUCGAGAGUACUGGCGAUAGCACCGUGGUUGAGUUUGUGCGGAACAAUGCUCACGAGAUCUCACACCCCGUGGCCUACACUACGUACAAGUACAUGUGGGCCGACCAAAACCACAAGCAAGAAGCACUCGACAGCAUGAAGGACUUCACUGCGCGACUUUCUGAAGACCUUGCCAUGAGGAGUAGAGCCGCAGUUAACCCCAUGAUGGCACAAAAUGGCAUGAACGGCAUGUCCAAUGGCCAGCACAUGUUCAGUAACGUGAACCCCUUUGCUGCCACCAAUGGACAUAACGGGGUCAAUGGAAUGCACGGCUCGAGUUUGAUGAAUGGAUCAGUCACUGGCACCUCGCCCACGGACCUUGCCGAAUGCCACCGUCUGCUAGCCAAAUGCUAUCUGAAGCAGGGUGACUGGCAACAAGAACUCAACGACGGCGAAUGGGAUCAUGAGUUUGUGCAUGAGAUUCUCGCCGCCUAUGCCGCCGCCACACGCUACAACAAGGACUGGUACAAGGCAUGGCAUGCGUGGGCACUUGCUAACUUUGAAGUCAUCAACUCCAUCACAUCUAAGUCUGACCGGGAGGCCACCGACGUGCCUCAUAACAUUAUUCACGAUCAUGUGAUCCCGGCUAUCCAAGGCUUCUUCAAAUCCAUUGCACUGUCAUCAACCAGUUCACUACAAGAUACGCUGAGGCUGCUCACCCUGUGGUUCAGCUAUGGCGGUAGAGAGGGAGUCAACCGCACCAUCACGGAGGGCACAAAGUCGGUUCCAAUCGAUACUUGGCUUGAGGUCAUCCCGCAACUGCUUGCCCGAAUCAAUCAGCCCAACGCUGUCGUCCGGCAAUCCAUACACCAGCUCCUCAUCGAAGUCGGGAAAGCACAUCCCCAAGCCUUGGUUUUCCCAUUGACUGUCUCUAUGAAAUCCGAUGUCUCACGACGUCAGCGAUCGGCAAAGGAGCUUAUGGAAGCUAUGCGCGAACACUCGCCACGGCUGGUUGAGCAAGCCGAUCUUGUCAGUCAUGAGCUGAUUCGUAUUGCUGUCUUGUGGCAUGAACAAUGGCACGAGGGUCUCGAGGAGGCCAGUCGAUUGUACUUUGGCGACCACAACAUAGACGGCAUGUUCGCCACACUGGCACCCCUACACGCAAUGCUCGACAAGGGCCCUGAAACACUCCGCGAAAUCUCGUUCAUCCAGUCUUUUGGUCGUGAACUCCAGGAGGCCCGUGACUGGUGCAACACAUUCAGGACCUCCGGUGAAAUAGGUGAUCUUAAUCAAGCGUGGGAUCUCUACUACCAGGUGUUCCGCAAGAUUGCGCGACAACUACCUUCCUUGAUGACGCUCGAGUUGCAGUAUGUCUCGCCCAAACUCAAGGAAGCGCAUGAUCUUGAGCUCGCGGUUCCUGGAACCUACCAGGUUGGUAAGCCUGUUAUCCGAAUCAUCUCCUUCGAUCCGGUCGCGACUGUCAUCCAGUCCAAACAGCGACCUAGGAAACUGGAAAUGCGUGGCAGCGACGGCAAAGCACACACCCACAUUCUCAAAGGACACGAAGAUAUUCGACAAGAUGAACGUGUCAUGCAACUCUUUGGUCUCUGCAAUACCCUGCUCUCCAACGACGUGGAGUCGCGCAAGCGUCACCUUAACAUUCAACGAUAUGCUGCCGUUCCGCUUAGUACGCAGUCUGGUUUGCUUGGUUUCGUCCCUAAUAGUGACACGCUGCACGUACUCAUCCGAGAGUACCGAGACAGUCGGAAGAUUCUGCUUAACAUUGAGCACCGUAUCAUGUUGCAGAUGGCGCCUGACUACGAUUGUCUCACUCUCAUGCAAAAGGUGGAAGUGUUCGGUUACGCCCUUGAUAAUACGACGGGUCAAGAUCUGUACCGCGUCCUCUGGCUGAAAUCUAAAUCUUCGGAAGCCUGGCUUGAUCGCCGUACCAACUACACGCGUUCGCUUGCUGUCAUGUCCAUGGUCGGAUACAUUCUCGGCCUGGGAGAUCGCCACCCAAGUAACUUGAUGUUGGACCGAGUUACCGGCAAGAUUAUUCACAUCGAUUUCGGAGAUUGUUUCGAGGUGGCCAUGCACCGUGAGAAGUAUCCUGAACGUGUGCCAUUCCGUCUCACGCGCAUGUUGACAUAUGCCAUGGAAGUGAGCAAUAUCGAGGGUAGCUACCGAACCACUUGCGAACAUGUCAUGCGGGUACUACGAAGCAACAAGGAGAGUGUCAUGGCGGUUCUUGAAGCUUUCAUACACGAUCCUCUCCUAACUUGGCGCCUAAACCACCGCGAUGCGUCCCCCGUGGAGCCCAACUACCCGUCUGAACGCCGCCAAUCCAUCAUGGGUGCUGACACCGCCGCCGCAACCACCGACCCACACCAAAUGUCCAGCAUCGUUGGUCGCCCCCGCCACCGCUCCUCUGUUGCCCCUCCUCAAAACAACGAGGCCGAUGCCAAGGAAGUCCAGAACGCGCGUGCCUUGCAAGUCCUGAGCCGCGUCAAGGAAAAGCUAACCGGUCGUGAUUUCGGCAAGGGCGAGGAAUUGAAGACGGAGAUGCAGGUCGAUCGACUCAUUAAAGAAGCAACUAACUUGGAGAAUCUAUGCCAGCAUUAUAUCGGUUGGUGCAGUUUCUGGUAG